This is a messenger RNA of Spea bombifrons (plains spadefoot toad), 2026 nucleotides long. It is a transcript of the gene POU3F2, whose product is annotated as POU class 3 homeobox 2. NCBI's taxonomy places the organism in Eukaryota, Metazoa, Chordata, Amphibia, Anura, Pelobatidae. Gene Ontology annotation, biological process: brain development; regulation of transcription by RNA polymerase II. The transcript has a single exon. The record is from RefSeq and is a predicted model, not a curated record. The coding region runs from base 137 to 1279 and encodes 380 amino acids. Gene Ontology annotation, molecular function: RNA polymerase II cis-regulatory region sequence-specific DNA binding; DNA-binding transcription factor activity, RNA polymerase II-specific. Gene Ontology annotation, cellular component: nucleus.
AAGCUGCUGCAGGGGAGAGAGGGGGUGAGACACAGAGAGGAGAGCAAAGGGAGAGAGAGGGUGCCUGGGGCGAGGGGAAGUAGCUGUCAAAUGCUCGGCUCCUUUAACCAGACCUAUCAGUCGGGCUCGGAGAGUCAUGGCGACUACAGCCUCUAACCACUAUAACCUGCUGAGCUCCAGCUCCUCCAUCGUACAUGCGGAGCCCGGCGGUAUGCAGCAAGCUUCGGGAUACAGGGACGCACAGACGCUGGUGCAGAGCGACUACACGCUACAGAGCAACGGGCACCCCUUGAGCCACGCACACCAGUGGAUCACCGCGCUGUCCCACGGGGAUGGGGCUCCCUGGUCCAGCAGCCCCCUUGGCCAGCAGGACAUCAAGCCCACGGUGCAGCCCAGCAGGGAGGAGCUGCACAGCGCAGGCACUUUGCAGCACCAGGGUAGACCUCCUCAUCUGGUACACCCCGCGCACGGCAACCACCAUGGUGCAGGGGCAUGGAGGACCACCACCUCAGCCCACUUGCCCAGCAUGGCCUCUACCAAUGGGCAAGGGCUUAUCUAUUCCCAGCCUAGCUUUACGGUCAAUGGCAUGAUAAACCCAGGCUCUGGGCAAGGCAUGCACCACCAUGGACUGAGGGAUGCCCAUGAUGACCACCACGGAGACCAUGGCCACCAGCAGCCUCAGCAGCAACAACAGCACUCUCAGCACCAGGGUCACCACGACCACUCGGACGAGGACACCCCGACUUCGGAUGACCUGGAGCAGUUUGCGAAGCAGUUCAAGCAGAGGAGGAUCAAACUGGGAUUUACACAAGCAGACGUCGGACUAGCCCUUGGUACCCUUUAUGGCAAUGUUUUCUCCCAGACCACCAUCUGCAGGUUCGAGGCCCUGCAGCUGAGCUUCAAGAACAUGUGCAAGCUCAAGCCUUUGUUGAACAAGUGGCUGGAAGAGGCGGACUCGUCCUCUGGGAGCCCCACCAGUAUAGACAAGAUAGCAGCUCAGGGUAGGAAGAGAAAAAAGAGGACCUCCAUUGAGGUGAGCGUCAAAGGGGCUUUGGAAAGUCAUUUCCUUAAGUGCCCUAAACCAUCUGCCCAGGAAAUCUCUUCACUAGCGGACAGUCUACAGUUAGAGAAAGAGGUGGUCAGAGUUUGGUUUUGUAACAGGAGACAGAAGGAGAAAAGGAUGACACCCCCAGGAGGGACAAUUCCAGGGGCAGAGGAUGUAUAUGGAGCUAGCAGAGACACACCACCACACCAUGGGGUUCAGACUUCUGUGCAGUGAAUCCUUAAACAUUCCCUCUCUUUGAACUUUUGAUUGUCUUCUCUCUUUUUUAUAUGAGAACAAAAGCAACUAAUGCAGAGCACUGGACUAUAUUAUGUGGUACCCGGUGUAUGUGCUGUGUUUUGACCUUUACAGGAGACUACCCAUGACAGUGGAUUAGAGUGAGUAUACAACACAUGUCAGGCACUGAGACACAUAUGUUGCAAAGCAGAAAACAAAAAUCUGUCCAGCUAAAAAAAUAAUAAUAAUGAUAAGAAAGUGACAAACAAUGGUAAACUUGGGAAAGUAGCUUUAUUCCAUGGAAUGAUGCUCUUCAUUGAUUGUAGCUGAUGUAUUAAUUUAAUGUGGAAUCCAUUUAAGGUGGAACAAAAAUACAAUUUUGACAGUAUUUAUGACGAGUAUGAAUUUGCACUGCAAGGAAACUGAAGUUUACAUGAACCAGUUCAUGAAGAUCCAUAAAUCCGACUUGCAGAUUGACACAGGGAGCAUUUUUUAGCCAUCAUCUCAACAUGUUAUUAUUUGCUUUUUAAUUUUAAUGUGUAUGUGAAAUUUUGUUAUAAAAAUAUGUUGUUUUUUUAAAUAUGUGUAAUGGUUAUUUCCCAUUCUCACAAUGUAGAGAUAGGGGCACCUUACAUACUACUGGCAGACUGCACUUUCAGGAAAUACAGAUGGCCUUACUGCAAAGUAAUGCUUGCUAUGUUCCAACAUGAAUGCCAGCUGAUAACCCAAUACACAUUCUUCAACCAA